Messenger RNA from Zingiber officinale, 945 nucleotides. RefSeq lists its product as uncharacterized. Gene Ontology annotation, molecular function: zinc ion binding. NCBI's taxonomy places the organism in Eukaryota, Viridiplantae, Streptophyta, Magnoliopsida, Zingiberales, Zingiberaceae. The transcript is spliced from 3 exons. The record is from RefSeq and is a predicted model, not a curated record. Bases 1 to 945 code for a protein of 314 amino acids.
AUGGCAAGAGGCUUAGAGCAAAAUGUUGAAACAAUGAUUGUGGAUGCAAGAGAGAAAUCAAUAAUUGAAAUAUUUGAAGCAAUCAGAAAUUUGUUGAUGCGGCGGUUUCAGUUAAAUCGUGAGAAGGCUGAAAAAUGGAAUACAAGAAACUGUCCAAGGAUAAGAGCUAUCUUAGCUAAAAUUUCUUUAGAGGCUAUUAAACUUAUUCCUAUGAAAUCAUAUGAUAUGCACUUCCAAAUUAAGGCAACAAACAGUCAAGAGCAGCACAUAGUGGACAUUUCUACAAAUUCUUGCAGUUGUAGACAAUGGGAUUUGACAGGUAUUCCAUGCAAGCAUGCAUUAUGUGCACUUUGGUGUAAACAUGAAGACGUUGAGGCUUUUGUUAGUCACUACUACAAGACUGAAGCUUACAAGAAAUAUUAUUCAAGAUCAAUAAUGUCGAUUAAUGUGCCUGAUUUGUGGCCAGAUUGUCUGUUUCCACCUCCACUUCCUCCAGUUAAUAAUAAGAAUAAAGCUGGAAAACCGACCAAAUUGAGAAGAAGAGAACCUGACGAACCUCCAGCAAAAUGUCAUACCAAAUUGAAAGCUCCACAUAGACAAAACAAAUGCAAAAGAUGUGGCCAUUUAGGUCAUAAUCAAAGGGCUUGUACAGAUGACAGAAACACACAACAAGAGGUGAAGAAACCAAAUAGAAUUGAGAUACAGAUUGGAGGGAGCUCGAACACCUUAUCUAAUGUGAAUGUGGAUCAAUCUACCAUCAUUCAAACACCAGUGUUUGUCAAAGGUGGUAGAAAUUACAUCACAAUCUCCAGACUUCGAUCGAUAUCAAGUGAUUUAAGAAGACAAGUUCAAUCAAUGUCUCAACCAGUGUCAAAGCUUAGGUCUGGCCCAAAUAUCUCGAAGAAGAGAAUAACUUCAUCACAGUCUUCUGUCAUCAAGAAAUGA